UUACUCAUCAUAUUUAGGUCACCCAUUUCAACAAAUGUCACAACUGUGUGUAAGACAUUGGAGUGUGUUAAUUUCAUGUUUAUUAUUUUCCUGGAUGUUUUCAACCCAGGGCCUUUCGAUUGCUCUAUUCACUAGUAUUUCUAGUAAGGCACUUUUUAACAAUUAGAACUACCACAGAUGGAACGAAGUUACUUAUUUAGGUCACCCAUUCUAACACACAUCUCGACUAUGGGCAGUCUUUUCAUGAACUCUUUGAAACAUCUUGAGUUAGAACAAGUAUUCUACAAUUUCCAGACCUUCAUAAUUUCCUAAAGCUGAGACUGUAAAUAUGGUUGCCUACCAGAAAAUCCUGCAAUUGUCAUAUAUUGACAAGUUUUUAGAUGAUGUUCAUCUUGAAUUUCGGGAUAAAUUUAAGGAGGACUUGGAAAACGGCCAAUUUUUUUCAAAUUUUGAUUUUGGAAAUGAGUUUGAAAAGAUCUUAGCGUCUGCAGAAGAAUAUGGUCGCAUAGUAACAAGUCAGCCAAAAAAGAUGCGUACGUUUGAAGAAUCACUGAAAUCUAAGAAAACUGUAGCGUCCAUGAUAGAGAAUAAGAAGGAACCAAAGCCUACUUCAAAAGGAAAGGAGAAUAAAGAGUCACUGAAAGGAAAAAAUGACAACAACAAAACAGCUCCAAAAUCUUGUGUGAGAGCUACACAAAAUGGAUUCACUGAGAAGAACAGUGUUGUGUUAAAUGGAGAAGUGGAUUCUGAGAUCAUUAUAAAAAACAGACAAAAGAUGUUUGAAAAAAUGCAAGGAAAACCAAAGAAGUCUGAUAAAACAAAAAGCCCUUCAUCCAAAGAAAAUAAAACCAAGAAACCACGAGUGUGGGAUAAUAGUGGUACGUGUCGAGAUGCCCAAUUUUUAGACUUCAGUGAAGAACCUAAAAUUAGACAAGAAGGGACUGGUUCUGAAGACUAUUUGAAUGAAGAGACUCGAGCUUGGGUGGGACAAAUGAAAGGAGACAUUAAGAGCAUGGAAUAUUCAGAAAGCGAAGAUGAACUGUCUGAAACAGAGGAAAAAUUUCCGUCAAAAUCUAGACAAAAUGGGAAAGAGAAGGGGUUUGGUAUGUUCAACAUGUUUCGAGGUCUUGUUGGAUCAAAAAGCAUUUCUCGUGAAGACAUGGAACCAAUCUUAGACAAGCUAAGAGAUCACAUGAUUGCUAAGAAUGUAGCCACUGAUAUUGCUGGAAAGCUAUGUGAAUCUGUAGCUUCUAGACUGGAGGGUAAAGUUUUGGGGACUUUUACUGGUGUUGCAUCGACAGUAAAAGCAACUCUUGUUGAUGCUCUUGUUCAGUUGCUAUCACCUCGUCGACGGGUUGACAUUUUACGAGAUGUGAUAGAAGCUCAACAACAGCAGAGGCCUUACGUCAUGGUUUUUUGUGGUGUCAAUGGAGUUGGAAAGUCAACUAAUUUAGCAAAGAUUUGCUUUUGGCUGGUAGAAAACAACUUUAAAGUUCUGAUUGCUGCCUGUGAUACUUUUCGAGCGGGAGCCGUGGAACAACUUCGUACCCACUCUCGCUGUUUGAAUGCCUUACAUCCUCCUGAGAAACAUGGGGGUUAUCCUGUAGUCCAGUUAUACCAGAAGGGGUAUGGGAAAGAUGCUGCUGGGAUUGCCAUGGAAGCAAUUAAUCAAGCUCGUGACUGUAAAAUGGAUGUCGUUCUUGUGGAUACUGCUGGUAGAAUGCAAGAUAAUGAACCUUUGAUGAGAGCUUUGGCCAAGCUGAUCAAAGUGAACUCACCAGACUUGGUCCUGUUUGUUGGAGAAGCACUUGUAGGGAACGAGGCUGUAGAUCAGUUGGUGAAGUUUAAUCAAGCCCUGGCUGAUCAUUCGAGUCAGGAAAAACCACAUUUGAUUGAUGGCAUUGUUCUGACUAAGUUUGACACAAUUGAUGAUAAGGUAGGAGCAGCUAUAUCCAUGACAUACAUCACUGGUCAGCCAAUAGUGUUUGUUGGAACAGGACAAACUUACACUGAUUUGAAAAACCUCAAUGCUAAAGCUGUUGUCCAUGCUCUCAUGAAGUAAACCUCUGUAUUAAGAAUAGAGGCUCUUCCACUAGUAUAGUAUUUUUCAGUGUAAAAGUACAUUUGUUAUGGCCAGUUGUUGCUAAACACAUUAACUAUUUGUAGCUUAACGUAAAUCAGUGUUUUCUUCUGUAAUGUUAAUAGCAUAUUUCAAGUUUAGAUGUUCAAAUGAAUGAUUAUAAUGUUGAUGCUUAUAAUUGAAAAUAAAUUAUGAAAAUGUUGCCCUCUAGAGCCAUUUAGAAAGUAGUAUACCAAGUUGAAUAAUUUCUUUAAACUGUUUUCUUCUUAGUUUUGACCUAUUAUACUUGAUAAGUGGAAGGAAUAUAUUUCUAGUAUUGCAAUGACCGAGUACAUGGAAGAGAUAAGUGAUAAAUUAAUGCUCUUCAUAUUAUUGUGAUGUCUAUAUUAAACAUUAUUCAUGUGUAAAAUAUUUUAUUUUGAUCUAAGAAUAAGAGUUCCUUAAUUAGAGUUGUUCAUUUGAGAAAAAUUAUAAUUUUUUAUCACAUUUUACCAUAACGAGAGCACAAUGUCCAGAGAAAACUCUGAUUUGAAAAUGUAACUCAUAAUUUGAGUAGUCUGUGCUCUUCUUAUUUAUUGCUUAAACUUUAAAUAUUUAAUGUUUACUCAAAAUGCAACAAAAUAUUUUUUUAUAUAAAUAACAGUAAUGUAUAAAUCAGUACAAUUUUUGGUUUCAAAAUUUGAGAAGAACAUUUUUUGUAACAAGUGGUUGAUUUGAGAGCAGCUUAUGUAAGACAUAGAAUUUCUUGGUAUAUAUUGAUAUAAAUGACAAUUCAAAUAAUGAACCUAUUGUAAAAUGAAUAUGCCCAACCUUUUUACAAAGCAAGUUUUAAUUUCGUAGAAUUGAUCAGAAACUAGUUUUGAGUGGAAUACAAAUGUGGAUUAGGAGUUUGUUAUUAUGUAUUAAAAUGUUAAAUUUCCUUACCUUGUAUAAUUGAAAGAACAAUUUUAGCAUAUGCAUAAAAGUAUUUUAUUUCUUCAUUGUUUUUAACACUGAUACUUUUAUGUGAAAACCCAAAUGGAAUACAAACAUGAUAGUUGUAUUUAAGUCAAACUUUGAUCUAUCUGUAGAUAAAUAAUGACUCAGCAUUUUGAGUUUAUACAAUCACGUAUAUGUAACAAACUAUUGUAUGUUAAUGAUAGUCUGGUAUAAAUUAUUAUAUUCAUCCUCAGAGAGGCUAGCUUGCAGAAUAUGUUAAAAAAACAAAAAUUUUUAGUUUUUGAUUCUUUUCUUCUUUUCAGUGCAUUAUUAGCAACAUUACUUUUUGUGAAAUAUCUAUUUGUUUCAUUAAAAUGGCAGUUGAAACAUUUGAAGGCUUUUUUCCAUCCCUUAUACCAUCUUUCAUAUCAGAUUUCAGAGAUGGAGCUACAUAAAAGUAUGAUAUUACCAUAUAUUCAGUGUAUAGAAAAGUUAUGUUUGAGUAAAGAAUGUAUCUAUUAAAACAGUUGGUAUAUGGAA
Limulus polyphemus (Atlantic horseshoe crab) is the source of this 3538-nucleotide messenger RNA. Its product is annotated as signal recognition particle receptor subunit alpha-like. The transcript is spliced from 12 exons. Bases 329 to 2062 code for a protein of 577 amino acids. Gene Ontology annotation, biological process: SRP-dependent cotranslational protein targeting to membrane. The record is from RefSeq and is a predicted model, not a curated record. Gene Ontology annotation, molecular function: GTPase activity; GTP binding; ATP hydrolysis activity. Gene Ontology annotation, cellular component: signal recognition particle receptor complex; endoplasmic reticulum membrane. NCBI's taxonomy places the organism in Eukaryota, Metazoa, Arthropoda, Merostomata, Xiphosura, Limulidae.